This is a messenger RNA of Cordyceps militaris CM01, 4281 nucleotides long. RefSeq names its product ABC multidrug transporter, putative. Gene Ontology annotation, cellular component: membrane. The record is from RefSeq and is a predicted model, not a curated record. The transcript has a single exon. Bases 1 to 4281 code for a protein of 1426 amino acids. Gene Ontology annotation, biological process: transmembrane transport. NCBI's taxonomy places the organism in Eukaryota, Fungi, Ascomycota, Sordariomycetes, Hypocreales, Cordycipitaceae. Gene Ontology annotation, molecular function: ABC-type transporter activity; ATP binding; ATP hydrolysis activity.
AUGGCCGCCGAUGGCGAUGGCGCCUUUGGUCCCGCGCUCAAGGGCGUCUUCGACUUUACCCUGUCCUUUGAGCACUCCAUCCUCUCUAUUGUGCCAACAUCCGUCUUCAUCGCCCUCACGCCACUCCACGUAAAUCACCUCUUUCGCCGCCAACCAUGCGUCAAGCCAGGAAUCUUGCUCUGGCUCAAGAUGCUCAGCACCGUCCUGCUUCUCUCUUGCCACGUCGCCAGUCUUGCUCUCUGGGCCAUCUCCUCGGUCCCCCGACACGACUUGGCUGUCGCCUCGGCAGCCAUCGCCUGUGUUGGCUCCAUCUGCGUCUUCUUUCUUCUAUACGCCGAGCACAUCUACUCAUACCGACCCUCGACCCUCCUCAGCCUCUAUUUAACCCUCAUGGUCUUGUUCGAUAUCGCCAAGACGAGAUCCUAUUUUCUGCGCACCGAUCUCCGUGCGCUUGCUGGUCUUUCUGUCGCCGUCGUCGUCGCUGAAUUCGUCCUGCUCCUCCUCCAAGAAGUUUCGAAACGUCGCCUCGUCACAUCUCGAAAUUCUCAACCCCUACUGAGCGGCGAGACCCUAAGCGGUUUUUGGGGCCGGGCUCUGUUUCUCUGGGUCAACACGACCCUCAAACUGGGCUUCCGUUCCAUUCUGCGCGUCGAAGACCUCAAGGACCUGGGCCCUGAAUUCAGCUCCGAGCGCCUCCAUACCGAAUUUGAGCCUCAUUGGCAAACCGCGAGCCCAACCUCGAAUCACUCUCUUGCUUCUGCUCUCCUCCGCACACUCUAUCCCGAGUUUUUACGAGUCAUUGUUCCUCGCAUUUGCUUCCUCGGCUUCACUUUUUCCCAACCCUGGCUGAUAAUGGCCAUUAUUGACACUGUCGUUAGUGGUCAUCCCGGCUCCGAAAUUUCUGGGGGCCUCGUCGGUGCCACCGCUUUGGUCUACAUUGGCAUUGCCAUCAGCAGAGGAUACUACAGGCAUCACGCCUAUCGCUCCGCCACCCUGACCCGCGGUAUUCUCGUCACUGCCAUCUUGCACAAGGCACUCAAGCUUACUCACACCCAACUCAAAAAGUCGGCCGCGCUGACCCUCAUGACCGCCGAUAUCGAAACCUUGACCUUCACCAUUACAACCUUUCACGACCUGUGGGCCAGUGCUUUUGAACUCGGUCUGGCCAUCUUUAUGCUGGCCAAGAUCAUUGGUGGCGCGUGCUUCUUCGUCCUCAUUCCCGCCGUCCUGUCCGCCGUUGUCUCGUCCUACUACACCAAGAAGCUUGGCGUCGCUCGGAGAACCUGGAACGAAAAGAUUGAAAAGAGAGUCGGCGAGACCAAGGAUGUCAUUACCCAGCUCAAGGCCAUCAAGAUGAGUGGUCUCGCCCCCUUUUAUUCCAACCACAUCACGGCCCUUCGCGAAGACGAAAUCAAGACCUCGCUCCCCGAGCGCAGUGUGCGUGUUGGUCUGCUCUCUGCCGGUGCAUUGUCCGAUGCCAUCACCCCGGUCCUGGUGGUCGCUGGAGCUCUUUUCUGGACCAGAGAAACCGAGAAGCUCACCACUGCACAGUUUUUCACGGUCUUGUCCGUCGUUGCCGUCGUUGUUGGUCCAAUGACCCACCUGCUCACUUACCUGCCCUUUGCCGUUGGUGGCUAUGCUGGAUUGACUCGUAUCCAGGCCUUUUUGCGGCUCGAAGAACGUCUUGAUACUCGCCAGAGUGGAAACGGUCCGCCCGAAGGCUCGCCCAUUGAUAUGAUGAUGAUACAAGCCGAGAAUCUCAGGAGAGCCCGUGAAACGGCUGAGAAAGGACCCAGUCCUUUUGCUGUCGAACUUGUCCACGUCACUAUCAACCGACUCGAGAAUGCCGCAGUUCCUCUCAUUGAUGAUAUUAGCAUCCAAUUCCGCACAGGCCAAAUAUCCAUGCUAGUCGGACCUGUCGGUUCCGGCAAGUCCACCCUGUGUAGGGCCAUCCUGGGCGAGCAGAAGCUCGACCACGGCUUUGUCCUCAUGGGAGGAAUUCGUGUUGCUUACUGCGACCAGUCGCCGUGGCUCCAGAAUAUGUGCAUCCGCGACUGCGUCAUUGCUCACUGCGAGUACAUUCUGCCCUGGUACAAAUCUGUCAUUUGGGCUUGCGCGCUGGAAGAGGAUUUGGAGCAACUGCCGGACGGCGACAAGACCAUGGUUGGUAGCGGCGGUGGCCUCAUCAGUGGCGGUCAAAAGCAGCGCGUUGCGCUAGCGAGAGCAAUCUACUCCCGCGCCCCCGUCAUCGUCCUCGAUGACGUUCUCAGCGCGCUGGACUCUGACACGGCUGAAAUUAUUCUGUCCCGCCUGCUUGGGGAGGAUGGCCUUCUCACCCAGACUGGUACAACAGUCAUCAUGACUACCAAUAUUCGCGAGCAUCUCCCCCUCGCACACACAGUCUACGCUCUAGACGGCAGGGGUCACAUCAAGGAGACGGUCAACAACUCGCCCGACCUCAUCCGAAAAGAGUACUUGGUGAGCAGCUCUCAGUUGUCCAAGGAAGUCGAGCCAUUUGUGCCCCAGCCAUCACCAGAGCCUUCCAAGGACCAGGCGCACCAGCGUCAACGUGGUGACUUUUCACUGUACAUGUACUAUUUCCGGUCCAGUGGAGUUUCCAUGAUUGUUCUCUGGGUUCUUUCCAUUUCCUUUGCUGCCGUCAUAAGGGCCCUGCCUCAGAUUUAUGCCAGCCUCUGGAUGGACCAAGAUCCGCAAAAUAUGAAGUGGUUCUACGGCUAUGCUGCCUUGGCCGUCGGUACUGCUAUCACACUCGCCGUCAGCUUGUUCUUUUACUAUUACAAGGUAGUGCCCAAGUCGUCGCGUGCUCUGCACAAGCAGUUGCUGGAUACGACGAUGAAGGCCCAGCUGCCGUUCAUCACCAAGACCGAGAGCGGUGUCCUCGUCAGCAAGUUCUCACAAGAUGUUGGAUUCUUGUCGCAACAGCUGCCGCAGUACUUUUUGGAGUUUACCUAUACCUCUGUUGCCUGCUUGGUUAGCAUUGGAGUCAUUGUCUCUGGCGCAAGCUAUGCUGCUAUUGCGGUGCCUGCACUGCUCAUUUUUCUCUGGCAGAUGCAGAGAUUCUACCUGCGCACCUCUCGACAAAUUCGUCACAUGGACCUCGAAGCCAAGUCGCCCCUAUACACCCUCUUCCAGGAUGUCGGCGACGGCAUCAUGCAUAUCCGCGCGUUUCAGUGGGAGUCGGACAUUAAGUGGCAGGGAUACGGCCUGCUGGACUACUCGCAGCGUCCCUACUACUACAUGUACGCCAUUCAGCGCUGGCUCGCGCUCGUCAUGGACCUGACCGUGGCCGGCGUCGCCAUGCUCCUCGUUGGCCUCGCCGUCAACCUGCCUGACAAGACCAGCGGUGGUGCCAUUGGUCUGUCCUUGGUGACACUCAUUAACCUGAGCGAGAGCAUGUCGUACCUCGUCAAGGAUUGGUCGAAUCUGGAAACAUCUCUGGGUGCCAUGGCCCGUGUGCGCGAAUUUAACAACACGACGCCGCUCGAGGCCGAGCCCGUCCUCAAACCCGGCGAGCAGCUGCCCGACAACUGGCCGUCUCUGGGCCGCGUCGACCUCGCGGGCGUCACCGCCAAGUACGAUCCGCAGGACCUGUCGUCGCGCCCUGUGCUCAAGGACAUGUCCCUCACCGUACAGCCGCACGAAAAGGUGGCCAUUAUCGGGCGCACAGGCAGCGGCAAGUCGUCGCUCCUCCUGGCGCUCCUCAGCUUCCUCGACUACAGCGGCACCAUCCGGAUCGACGGGCGCGACGUGCGCAGCAUCCCGCCAGACCUGCUGCGCUCGCGCAUCAUCACCGUGUCGCAGGACGACGUGGAGCUGGCGGCGUCGAUCCGCGUCAACCUGAACCCGUACGAGGCGCGCGACGACAGCGACCGCAUCUGCGACGACGUCAUGAUUGACCACCUCACCCGGGUCAAGCUGUGGCCGCUGAUCCAGGCCCACGGCGGGCUCGACGUGCAGCUGCGCGACCUGGCCUUUUCCAAGGGCCAGAAGCAGCUGCUGUGCAUCGCGCGCGCCAUGCUCCGCCGGCAGCACACGUCGGCCAGCCUUGUGCUCAUCGACGAGGCGACGAGCAGCGUCGACGAGGAGACGGACGAGGAGAUCCAGGCCGAGAUUGCGGCCGCGUUUGCGCACUGCACGGUGCUGACGGUGACGCACAGGAUGAGCGCGGUGCACCAUGCGGAUGUGAUUGUCGAGAUGGAGAAUGGAAAUCUCAAUAGGGUCAUAACACGUCGCGCACCGCGCGAUGAUGAGGAGUUUUAG